UUUUUUUGCUCCACAGGAUAAAUGCUCUGACAAAUAUAUUUGUUUUCGUGGGAACAUUAUGGAAUACUCGCGGUCUUUUACUCGCUGCUCGAAGAUGGAGAAAAGUAAUCGCCGAAUGAUUCGGUCGUGAUCGAUCGCCGUUCGUCAGCGCAGCGCAGCAACAAGUCGGCUCGUACUAUAUAUCAUUUUUAAUCAAUCAAUUUUCAUUAAUCCUUUUUCAACCUUUUAAGAGACAUAUGAGGGAUAAGGUUCAAGUGGAUUUGAAUCUGGGAUCUGCCGACUAUCAGUCAGCGACUCUCGACGUAGAGCCACACAUCGCCCCAAGUUGCCUCGUUACAGCGCUUGUAAUUAUGAUUUCUCACGGCAAGUAGCGAGAACAACAUGUCCGCUGUGUUCCGAAUCGGUGUUGUCCGUGGCGAUCGUUUGUUUACUAGCGGUACGAUAUGAUAAUACGCGCGCGACAUACACGGCCUUUUGUCUAGCUGUGCUAUACUAUGAAUGAAUUACCGUCUCGUGGAGACGCGAUACGCACACCGCUUCUGUCUGCCUUUUCUUCUUCAAACAUCUCUGACACGGAGAAACCCUUGUACGGGUUAAGGGUUCGAGAGCGAACCUAAUAUCAGCUGCUUCACGCGUCACCCCAUAAACGGCCUUAAAGACGAGCACGAUGCAUCUUCGCGCAGUGACGCCGUACGACGAUCUUACGCGUACGAAAUUCUCGUAUGUGCAUUGAAUGAGGAUGACGGAACCGGAACUUUGCCGGCUGUGUGCCGAGACCAAGAAGAAUCUCAUUGGGAUUUACGAAGCCGAGGGACAGAAACUCGCGAUCGAAGCUAAGAUUGCAAAGUGUUUGCAGAUACAGGUUCUAAUAACAGACAGCUUGCCACUCACGGUUUGCAUAGAUUGUUGUGAUUUAUUGAAUCAAUGCAGCGAGUUUUUUGAGAAGACCAAUAAAGCACAAAUAUCGCUAAAACAAUUAUUAAUAAAUUUAAAGCCUGAACCACAACCAAUAGAACCAAAUAUAGAUUACGUGGAAGAGACUAUAGAGUUUCCAAAGGAGGAUGAAGUCAACAACAGAGAAGAGAUAGCUGAGCGCCAAUCAGCUGGCAAUUAUAUUAAUGACACAGUCAAUGUCUUGAAUACUUACAAUUUUAUUGAAGGAUGUAAUAAAAGUGACAACUCCAAAACUCGGGAAACGCAAGAUAACGCAAAACAGAAGAAGUGUAAGAUACAGAUAAAGAAGAGUUCCCCUAAACAAGCUAAAAAAAGAUUAAAGAGGAGAAACCAGAUGCAAAGAAUGGAAGAAGAAUCCGAGCUCCAUAUGUCUUCCCAAAUAGACAAGGAACAGAAUGAUACAGCUGUAAAAAAUAAUUUGAAGAUUGUAGAUAAUUAUAUACCUGAGACAGAAUCUAAUUUAGAAAUGAGAGAAACGCGAACAAUGGAAACAACUAAGCAUGGAAGGAAAAAGACAGAAGGUUUAGAGAGAUAUCCAUGGCUGUGUACAGAUUGCAAUGACAAAUUACCAAGUCUAGAAGCAUUAGAGGAACACCAUGAAACAGUGCAUAAUCAAAAAGCCAAGUAUAUGUGUGUGCAAUGUUGUAAGGUCUAUGAUAAAUACUAUGGAUUUCUUACUCAUGUUAAAAGACACAAGAAUAAGGCAAAGUUUAGCUGUGAAGACUGUGGAAAAUCGUUUGUACAUAAAAAAGUAUUAGACUCUCAUAAGACAAUUCACAGUGAAGAACGGCCAUUUGUAUGCCAAACUUGUGGUAAAGCUUUUAGACAGCAAAGUGCUUUAUAUAUCCAUAAUCGAUGCCAUUUACCCGAUACUGUGAAAAACAGAUAUCCAUGUGAUCAAUGUGAUAAGAGAUUUUCUACAAAACCAAAUCUGGUAACGCACAAACGUAUUCAUUCUGGUGUCAGAAAUUUUACAUGUGAUCAAUGUGGCAAGAGUUUUAUACAGAAAGGAAAUUUAGAAGCCCAUUUUUUAACUCAUUCAAUAGAUAAGCCAUAUAGCUGCUCUCAAUGUCCAAAAGCAUUUAAAACACCCUUGCAAUUGAAGAAACAUGAGACAGUGCAUACAGGUGCCAAGCCGCAUCAGUGCGAUGUGUGUGGAAGAACCUUUAGGGAGAAAGGAACUUUAAGGGAACAUCACAGAAUACAUACCGGCGCUAUGCCAUUUACUUGUGAAUUUUGCGGGAAACGCUUCCGUUUCAAAGGGAUAUUAACUACACAUAGGCGACAGCAUACGGGAGAGCGUCCGUACAGUUGUUUAGAAUGUCAGCACCACUUUACAAAUUGGCCAAAUUACAAUAAGCAUAUGAAGCGUCGACAUGGAAUCAAUACUUCUCACACUAAACAUUUAACAAACAAUCAGCAGUUGCAACAGACGGCAGAACAAACACAGCCUCUCGAGGAAGAAGAUCCGCUCUCUGUAUCUCAAACAGAAUCUACGACAGCGCAAGUAAUACAAGCAGUUCCUUACGCUUCAACAUCACAACCCAUAGUUAUCCAAGCUAUUCCAACGACUACUAUUCAGACUUUCCAAACGGACGUCAAUGGUACUGUUCAAGAAACUGUAUUCAGAGAACGAAACACGACUUAUUUCAAUGCAGUACCGGCCGCGCUCCAAAACUUUUUGCCAACAAACUUGCCGUAUAAUUUUUAUAGCAUUUCAAAUGUUACGGAAAAUGAUUUAAUUCAACAUAGAUAAAAUUGUUUUUGAAAACCAAGCUUAAAUAAAGACAACUGUAAAUUAAUCGUGUACGACGGUUAUAGAAUGGGUUUCAAGAAUGUCACUCAUUGCAUUUUCGAUAUGGACGGUUUGUUAUUGGAUACAGAAUCGCUGUACACAAUAGCAUACAAUCGUGUCAUUCAAGAGUAUGGGAAAACGUUUACUUGGGAACACAAGGCAAAAAUCAUGGGUUUAAAAUGCACUGAAGGCGUGCAAACUAUAAUAAAUAUGUUACAGCUGCCAAUUACAUUGCAAAUGUUUGAGGACAAGCUCGCUUCUAUAUACCAAGAAAUAUUUCCUCAAUGUAACCUUAUGCCAGGUGCGGAAAGACUGCUGCUGCAUCUUAAAAAAAAUAAUAUACCUAUUGCACUAGCUACGAGUUCAAGCCAAGAGAGUAGCGAUCUGAAAACCCAGAAAUGGAAACACAUAUUUAACUUAUUUAAUCAUAAAGUAUAUGGUGGUUCUGACCCAGAAGUUUUGCAUGGGAAACCAAGUCCAGAUAUAUUUUUGAUUGCUGCAAAACGUUUUCCCGAUAAUCCUGAUCCUUUAAAGUGUCUAGUCUUUGAAGAUUCACCAAAUGGAGUGCAGGGUGCACUUGCUGCUAAAAUGCAAGUGGUAAUGGUACCGGAUCCUCAGCUUCCUAAAGACCUCACUAAGGAUGCUACAUUGGUCUUAAAAAGUCUGGAAGACUUUAAGCCAGAGGAUUUUGGAUUACCACCAUUUGUAGACUGAGAUUAUUUAUUUUAGUUCACCAAAAAGAAUAUAGAAAUGAAUUAGAUUUAAUUUUAUGUAACUAAAGCCAGAUAUAGGCAUAAUUAUUGACAAGAAAGAUAAAAGCCUGCAGGCAGGUUUUCGUCAAUGCAGAUGUGAAAUCUGACUGAUGAACAUAGAUUUUAUUAAAAAAAAAAAGAAAAAAUUAUAAAAGUAUUAUG
Molecule: messenger RNA, 3663 nt
Organism: Formica exsecta
Lineage: Eukaryota; Metazoa; Arthropoda; Insecta; Hymenoptera; Formicidae
Product: zinc finger and BTB domain-containing protein 24-like
Exons: 12
Cellular component (GO): nucleus
Molecular function (GO): phosphatase activity; zinc ion binding
Source: RefSeq, a predicted model, not a curated record